Molecule: messenger RNA, 1269 nt
Organism: Trichoderma asperellum CBS 433.97
Lineage: Eukaryota; Fungi; Ascomycota; Sordariomycetes; Hypocreales; Hypocreaceae
Biological process (GO): ubiquitin-dependent protein catabolic process; proteasomal protein catabolic process
Cellular component (GO): cytosol; nucleus; proteasome core complex, alpha-subunit complex
Source: RefSeq, a predicted model, not a curated record
CCAGAAGCUACGCGGCGGUCGUGCCUGGAGCUCCAGUUGAAAGUGACGCCGGCCUUUUGCUUGUUCCCCUCCAUACUGAAGCCAAUCCUCAAUCGUCGUCUGCCUCCAUCGCCAGCAAAGCACCCGCUCACCGUCUCUGCCUUGCCAUUGCGUGCCAUUAAUCCUCUCUGAUUUCCUCCUUGGCUUCUGCGGCGCUGAAAGAGACUGCCCCUCCACAAUGUCCCGCCGUUACGAUUCCCGAACAACCAUCUUCUCGCCCGAAGGCCGUCUCUACCAGGUCGAAUAUGCGCUAGAGGCCAUCUCCCACGCCGGUACCGCCAUCGGCAUUCUCGCCAAGGAUGGAAUCGUCCUGGCCGCCGAGCGAAAGGUCACCUCGAAGCUGCUGGAGCAGGACACAUCAGCAGAGAAGCUCUACGUUCUAAACGACAACAUGAUCUGCGCUGUAGCAGGCAUGACCGCCGACGCCAACAUCCUCAUCAACUACGCCCGCCAAGCCGCCCAGCGAUACCUCCUCACGUACAACGAAGACAUUCCCUGCGAACAGCUGGUGCGCCGAUUGUGUGAUCUGAAGCAGGGCUACACACAGCACGGUGGUCUGCGGCCGUUUGGCGUUUCUUUCAUCUAUGCGGGCUGGGACCCCCGGAGACAGUUCCAGCUGUAUCUCAGCAACCCCUCAGGAAACUACGGAGGAUGGAAGGCCACAAGCGCGGGUGCCAACAAUGCCAGCGCGCAGAGUCUGUUGAAGCAGGACUAUAAGGAGGACUGCACGCUCAAGGAGGCAUGCGGCGUGGCUGUCAAGGUGCUUAGCAAGACCAUGGACUCUACAAAGCUGAGCAGCGAGAAGAUUGAGUUCGCGACGGUGGGGCAGACUGAGGAUGGCAAGAUCUACCACAAGCUGUGGAGCGCCGACGAGAUCACGGCACUGCUGAAGGAGCAUGAUCUGGCCAAGAGCGAGGAUGCAGAGGAGAAAUAAACAAACAAAUAAACAAAUAUUUAGAGGCGUUGAGACUAAACGAGUAGACUGACAAUGGGUACCUAAUGACACAUGCGCAUAUCAAAAAGGGGGGGAGAAAUAGCCCCUGUAACAAUACGAUGAUACGUCCCUAUGACAGGUAUACUUGUGAUGUAAGCGCUUCACAUUUCUUGCUUUUGGGUCAGCCAUUCUGUAGUUUUCAUUUUUCUUUCCAAGAGAAACAAGUAAAGCCAAAUAGAUGGCCAUGCACGCAAACAUGAGCAAAUCUCUUGGCUAUGGUAGACUGUAAAAUAGAU